GUCCCACUCAGAUUCCAAAUUACAUAAUUUCCAAUUAAUUUGAUUCGGCCGUGCGCUCUCUCUCUUUAACUCACUCUCUCACAAAGUUGACUUUUCUAACCUUUGCAACAAUGGCAUCAAGAUUGGUUGUGGUAGCAUCACUACUUGUCCUUUGCUGCUUAGCCGGAAUUUGUUAUGGCAAAGGUCACUUCUCUUCCUUGAAGAAAACCCUUGAUGUCACCGCUUCCCCCAAGAAAGGACAAGUUUUGAAAGCUGGAAUAGACAAAAUAACAGUGACAUGGGGUCUUAACAAGACCUUACCAGCCGGGACAGACUCUGCAUAUCAGACCGUUAAGGUGAAGCUGUGCUACGCGCCAAUCAGCCAGAAAGACCGCGCGUGGAGGAAGACGGAGGACGACCUCUCAAGGGACAAAACGUGCCAGCACAAGAUCGUGGCCAAACCCUACGACGCUUCCAACAAGACCGUUAAUCAUUUCGAGUGGGUCAUCGAGCGCGACGUGCCCACCGCCACGUACUUCGUACGCGCCUACGCGUUUGAUUCUAAUGACGCUGAAGUUGCUUACGGUCAGACCACUGAUGCUAAGAAGACAACAACCUUGUUUGAGAUCCAAGCAAUCAGCGGGCGCCACGCGUCCCUUGAUAUAUGCUCAAUUUGCUUCAGUGUUUUCUCGGUGAUGUCACUCUUUGUGUUCUUCUACAUCGAGAAGAGGAAGGGUAAGGUUUCCAAAUGAUUGAUAGGAUAUCAAGUCUCAACUGAAGAUGCAUGCUACUAGGUAAAAGUACUGGAAAAGACACGUAGCUUUGUUUUCUUUCUUUUGUGUUCUUGCUGUAUGGUGUAUGUCACAACAUAAGCGCUUGCUGCUAUAAUUUUUUUUUAAAAAAAAUAUACCUAUGUUAAGUUCAUGCUGAGUUAUUAAAACAGAGCAAGCAGAAUUAGAGAGGGGAAAUUAUGAAGAUAUGGAGAUUUAUAGUUAUUGUUGAAUAAGUAAA
Molecule: messenger RNA, 990 nt
Organism: Arachis duranensis
Lineage: Eukaryota; Viridiplantae; Streptophyta; Magnoliopsida; Fabales; Fabaceae
Product: high-affinity nitrate transporter 3.1
Exons: 2
Coding region: 111-731 (206 amino acids)
Biological process (GO): nitrate transmembrane transport; response to nitrate
Cellular component (GO): plasma membrane
Molecular function (GO): nitrate transmembrane transporter activity
Source: RefSeq, a predicted model, not a curated record